CUGCCUCCUAAAGGUCACAUUGAGGGACCAGACGGACCACGCAUCUCCCUCCCCCUCCUCUACUCUGUAAUGGAGCCUGUUCCCGAGGUGCCGGUCCCCGUGGCAAACUACAAUGUCGACCAACGUCAGGACCGUCCACCAAAGUUCCCACCGAAACCAAAGGUCUGGGAACCCAGCGAUGGCAAAGGUCUGUUUGUAAAGAAUCAAGAAAAAGCGGCGCCUUGUCCUACCGGCGAUGAAAUCAAGGCGAAACUAUAA
Messenger RNA from Dibothriocephalus latus, 258 nucleotides. The record is from the annotation of a GenBank genome assembly. NCBI's taxonomy places the organism in Eukaryota, Metazoa, Platyhelminthes, Cestoda, Diphyllobothriidea, Diphyllobothriidae.